CAAAUACCUUAUACCAACUUUUAACAGGACAUACUUAUACAAGAUGAGUGACCCUAUGAGGUCGAAGUAUCCCCAAUGGAAACUUUUCUUACAUAAAUUCCAAGCAAGAAGAGAUAUUCCAUUUAGAAGGAGAUUUUUUAUUGGAUAUGAUUUAUUUGGAAAUACAUAUUGGGAAUUCACAAUUGAUGGGAAUUUACAACGAUUAAGAAGAAAAAUGGAACCUUAUAAAGAACAAUUAUUCAAAGUUGAUUAUUUCGCUACUGUUCCACCUCCUUGGUUACAAUGGUUAAGAAGAACAAGAUAUGAUCCUCCAACUUUACAAGAAUUAAUUAAUGAACAAAUUAGACAAGAAAGAAUAAAAGUAUUAGCUCAACAAGCUGAUCAGAGAUGGGUCCAAGAAAAAUAUCGACUAGAAGAAGAACAAAGAUUGAAACUAGCUACUGAAUUAGAUAGAUCGCAAAGAGAAGCUGAAGAAUUUGAAAAAAGGACUAAUCCAGUUACUACUGAAUCUCCAGUAAAUGUUGAAGAAUCUACCACACCAGAUCCUUGGAAACAAGCUGAAGCUACAAAGGAAGAGAAUCCAAUUGAAUCUACUUCUAUAAAACCAUCAUCGAGAUAAACUCAAUCAUUAUGUACAUAUAAUAUAAAUCAAAACUAUUUAUUUAUUUAUUUGAAUUUUAUUUUCUUUUACCUUUGCCAAUUGAUUGUGGCAUUUUGUUUGUAUAUAGAUCUUUUAAUCAACGUCAUUUUCAUCAAAGGAAUUUUCAUU
Messenger RNA from Scheffersomyces coipomensis, 769 nucleotides. RefSeq lists its product as uncharacterized. Gene Ontology annotation, cellular component: mitochondrion; membrane. Bases 44 to 619 code for a protein of 191 amino acids. Lineage: Eukaryota; Fungi; Ascomycota; Pichiomycetes; Serinales; Debaryomycetaceae. Gene Ontology annotation, biological process: mitochondrial respiratory chain complex I assembly. The record is from RefSeq and is a predicted model, not a curated record. The transcript has a single exon.